This is a messenger RNA of Suillus paluster, 873 nucleotides long. RefSeq lists its product as uncharacterized. The transcript is spliced from 9 exons. The record is from RefSeq and is a predicted model, not a curated record. Bases 1 to 873 code for a protein of 290 amino acids. Lineage: Eukaryota; Fungi; Basidiomycota; Agaricomycetes; Boletales; Suillaceae.
AUGACACCCAUUAUCCUACUAGUAAAAAUUCAAAAGUUGCUCUGGUCAUCUGAGCAGAAAGUAUGGCUACAGGAACAGCUUGAGAUGUUUGUCCUAAAUCAAGGGGAGUGCUGGCUUGAACAUUAUUGGGCAAUCGAGUUUGAUGAGCGGUGGCCAUUGAGGAAGAGAUUAUGGCUGAGGCUCAGACUUCAGGCUGAACUAACAGAUGAGCAAGAACAUCUUCUGGGAUGCCUGCUACCACUUUUUUCGGCAGUCUUUCAGCAGCCGGCGGUUCAGAUGUGGUGGAACCAAGUACUAGUUGUGACAGUGGUGCCGCCUGGUAGCCAAGGGUGGGACAAACACAGAUAUCUGAAAAGUUUCAACUGCAUAGUAUGCAACACAAAAAUUAAGAUUGAGCUGGACACAAACAUCAUUCAACCAUUCAAAAUGGCUCACCCUCGUAUCCACAACACUGAAGAAGAACACCACAAAGAAGAAAUUUGUCUGAAGAAUCAAUUGAGGUACAAAAAAAAGAAGGAAAGUGCAUAUCAAAACACCAUUUCCUCCCGUAUCAAGCUCCUGGUCAACAAUUGCGUGGACAUCUACCUUGAUAGCAUGUGUUCCCAACUGAAAUGUGGUGACAUUUUACCUGAAGAUAUCCGUGCUGCCCUUAAUGCACUUGAGGACCUUCGUACAGAUGCCUGUGCUGUCGAGGAUGAUGUACUCCAACAGGAGGGAGUGGGAGGUGCAUUGGAAGAGGCUUGUCAGGCUAGCAAGAGUGUCCACCAGGUUGUUAGCGCAGUGGAGGAGAUAUUCCUCCUUUCAUUUGAUAUUUCAAAUCUUACCAAAGCCUAUACUCAAAGAGAUCUACUCUUUCAGCGGUCAACUACUUAG